AUGCCGUACCGUGAGGGUGUCGUACUCAAGUCUGAGCCGGGCGCGGGCAGCUACGUCGACGUGGGCCUAGACCGCAUGGUCUGGAUCGAACACGAGCUGCCACAGGCGACCCGCCUGACAGUCCACCUGGGUAACCUGGAGCCUGAAACCCGCUUCAUGACCCCCUACUCCGAAACCAUGAUUGUGGGGAAGGUCGUUCCCCCCGCCCGGCCCCGGGAGCAGCUGGGGUUGUAUUGGGGCUACUCGGUGCGGCUAGCGCUGGGGCUGCAGAGGGUGUUUAAGGACGCGGCUGUCACGCGGGGCUCUGGGAAGUACGACCUAACCAUUGGCAGCAGCCCCCUGGGGGCUCACACGGAUCCACUGUCGCUGGUGCUGCCGACAUUCAAACACGCACUGCUGGUGUUCGGUGGCGGGGCUGGUGGGGCCAGCGGCGGGGCUGGUGGGCCUGGCAGUACUAGCAGCAGCAGCAGUAGUACCAGGGCGGUCCCUGAACAAGAUCUGGACCAGCUGGUGCCUCGUGUGCCGGAUUGGGGACACAAGCAGCCGCAGGACGUGUUCAACUUGUACCUGAACACUGCGCCGCACCUGGGGACGCUGCGCCUGCGCACGGAGGAUGCCGUACCUAUUGCGUUGUCGUACCUCAUUACUCCAUUACUCAAAUAUGGGAAGCAGUAG
Molecule: messenger RNA, 675 nt
Organism: Volvox carteri f. nagariensis
Lineage: Eukaryota; Viridiplantae; Chlorophyta; Chlorophyceae; Chlamydomonadales; Volvocaceae
Exons: 5
Coding region: 1-675 (224 amino acids)
Source: RefSeq, a predicted model, not a curated record